Molecule: messenger RNA, 5095 nt
Organism: Megalops cyprinoides (Indo-Pacific tarpon)
Lineage: Eukaryota; Metazoa; Chordata; Actinopteri; Elopiformes; Megalopidae
Product: DENN domain-containing protein 1A-like
Exons: 23
Coding region: 121-2949 (942 amino acids)
Biological process (GO): endocytic recycling; endocytosis
Cellular component (GO): clathrin-coated vesicle; cytosol
Molecular function (GO): guanyl-nucleotide exchange factor activity; phosphatidylinositol phosphate binding
Source: RefSeq, a predicted model, not a curated record
CUCAUGGUGACCAUGGAGUUUCCUUGGACCGUCUGACGGGGUAACAGGAAAAAUAACGCCAGAACCACCGGUUCACAGCACAUCUAAAAAUAUCAGAACCGGGUGUUGUCGAAACAGAAAAUGGGUUCUCGGAUCAAGGAGAGCCCAGAGUCGACCUUUGAGGUGUAUGUGGAAGUCACACAGCCAGGGACGGCAGGUGCAGUUCCCGAGGUGCGGCGGCAGUUCCCCGAGGGCUACACGGACCAGGAAACCCUUCGGGCGGUCUCCAGGUUCUGUUUCCCCUUCUGCACUGACAGGUUGUCGGUCAGUCACGUGGGGCAGAAUUUCACCUUUGUUUUGACGGACAUCGAGAGCAAGCAGAGAUUCGGGUUCUGCCGUCUGACAUCAGGAGCUCGCAGCUGCUUCUGCAUCCUUAGCUAUCUCCCUUGGUUCGAAGUCUUCUACAAACUGCUGAAUGUACUGGUGGAAUAUGCCAUCAAAGGCCAGGACAACCAGAAAAAGGAGCUGUUGGAGACACUGUAUGCACUCCCCAUUCCUGACCCUGGUGUACCAGUUCAUCUUAGUGUGCACUCUCACUUCACUGUGCCUAACAUCAGGGAACUCCCCAGCAUUCCUGAAAAUAGAAACCUAACAGAGUAUUUUGUAGCGGUAGAUGUCAAUAACAUUCUCCAUCUGUACGCUAGUAUGCUUUUUGAGCGUCGCAUCCUCGUCUGCUGUAGCAAACUCAGCACUUUAACCGCCUGCGUGCAUGGCUCGGCUGCCAUGUUGUAUCCCAUGUAUUGGCAGCAUGUUUACAUUCCUGUCCUCCCUCAGCACCUCAUUGACUACUGCUGUGCCCCUAUGCCUUACCUUAUUGGAGUGCAUUCCAGCUUAAUGGAAAGGGUAAAAAGUGUGGCGCUGGAGGACGUGGUGAUCCUCAACGUGGAUACCAACACCCUGGAGACACCAUACGAUGACCUCCAGAAUCUUCCCAAUGACACGGUGUCGUCCCUGAAGAGCCGGCUGAAGAAGGUGUCCACGGCAACAGGUGACGGUGUGGCUCGGGCCUUCCUGAAAGCGCAGGCCGCCCUCUUCGGGAGCUACAGGAAUGCCCUGCGGAUCGAACCGGGGGAGCCAAUCACGUUCAGCGAGGAGGCCUUCCUGUCACACCGCUCCACCACCAUGAGGACCUUUCUGCAGAAUGCCAUGCAUCUACAACUCUUCAAGCAGUUUAUAGAUGGGCGUUUGGAUCUUCUAAACUCCGGGGAAGGUUUCAGUGAUGUCUUUGAAGAGGAGAUCAACUUGUACGCUGGCAGUGACAAGAACUACCACCAAUGGCUCUCCACAGUGAAGAAAGGCAGUGGAGCCUUAUUCAACACGGUCAAAACAAAGGCGAACCCAGCAAUGAGGACUGUCUACAAGUUUGCAAGAGACCAUGCCAAGAUGGGGAUCAAGGAAGUGAAGAGUCGGUUGAAACAAAAGGAGCUUCCGGAGAACGGCUACCCGCCAGUGACGGCAGACAGCCAGCAGCAGGCCGAAAGGUCGCCUUCCAUGAACAGGAAAGACGUCCAACAAUGGGAUGAGCGUCGGCCAAUCACAGUGCACUAUGGGCAGGCACGUCCUCCUCGACCACAGGCGAUGAAGAGGACCCAGAGUAACGUGGCCCUGGAAAGCAGCAACCCUGAGCACUUUGGCUGGCCCAUGCGCCCCUACACUGUCUUCCUGUCCGAGGACUCCUCUGGAGACGAGUUUCAGACUGAAGAGGACUCUGUCCCUGGCUUCCCUGAGAGCUUUCUUUACUCUGUUCCCUUUGAAUGGCCACGGCCUUACAGGGCCCUAAAAGAGGUGGGAUUUUCAGAGGAGGAGGAACCCCAGGAAAGUCAGGAGGCAGAGAUUGUACAGGGUCAAAAGGCACCCCCCAGCCCCAGGACAGAGAGGGUCCCACAGGUUGACCUCCUGAGCGAUAUCUUUGGCAGCCUGGAGGUAGAGCCAGUCAGCAGUUCCGUUAGCCUGACGAAGAGCCUAGAUGACCUCCGGCCACAGGAGGGCGCUGAGGAGCAGCUGGCUGAAUUCGGCCUCCAGUGUGUGGAUGACAGCAUGGCUGAUGGCACGCAUACUCUGCCCAGCCUCAAGCACGCCAACUCUCCCAGCAAGCUGUGGGGCCUGGGGCUGGACGACAUGGCCCUGCCCAGCACACCCGUACAGGGCAGCAUCACCGUCCCACGCCCUCAGGGACGCAAGACCCCCGAGCCGGGCACCGUCCUGGCCCCCCCCGCGUCCACGUCACGAUCUGCCAGGAUUGCAUCAACACAGGACGUGGGGGUCACUGCAGCGCAGCAGGAGUUCCUACAGGCCCUGAACACUCCCCUGCCAUCACAGAAGGCGGGUGCUGAUAUCCUGAAGCCCGUCAGUUCCAGCGAGGAGAACGUGGACUUGCUCAGCCUGUUGGACCCACUCUGCAGCUCAGCGGACCCAGGGAUCACGCCCCUCCCCGCUGCCCCUUCUCUGCCCGUCCCCCCACAGCCCCUGCACCCCCAGACCCCGCCCACGUUUCCCGACGCGUCCCUGAACCCCUUUGUCCAGACCCUGCGCUACACCUCAUCUGGACCCCCCCGCAGACACUACGCCCCUGCUGCGGGAAACCCCUUCAGCUCCGCCUUUGGACUUCCUACUGGGCGCUUUCAUCCCCCAUCCUUCGCCGUUUCCACCCCGCCUACAGUGUACGGGCUGCCCGCGUCUGCAGGGAGGGGCCUGUCACUGCAGACCCCUAGCCUGACCCCCGCCACCACUACCCCCACCGGCCUUACCCACACCCCCCAGGCUUUAUCGAAGCCCCGCCAGGGUGGCGAGGACAGAGCACCACAGCAGGCUCCGGACCCUUUUGCAGACCUGCUGUCCCUGAGCAACCCAGCUGCACCCCCGAAGAAGCAAGCGGAGGACUUGCGGCAGCAGUGGGAGACUUUUGACUAACUCUCACGCGCUGGCGGCCUCCCUCCACACAGAGAAGUGGUGCUGGGUCAGCGGUCAAGCUGCUUUGACCCUUUCACAGGGAAUGGGAGUUCACUCUGUAACACCUCUGGGGUCAGAGUCAGUGGGGUGUCAUUCCAACACUCACCAGGAGGGGGCGCCAGUUGCCUCCACCAGCAGCUCGUCUGAACAGAGCUUGGUUUCUCCAGUGGAGAGCUCAUUAGUAGAACAGCUAACCAACUGCCUCCUCUAUGAGCAUUUAUGCCCCUGCAGGUUUUGGCACGGAGCACACUGAUCAAUUGCUCUCUAUGAUCCCUCAGUCCUCAUUAGGGCUCUGCAGAAGCAGAGAAUUUAUUGUUCGUGUGAUUUUUCUUAAUAGCUCCAACAUAGCGUCCAUUCUUCCGUUAUCUGUCUGGUCAACAAUGUUACAGGGUAGAACCGAACAAACAGUUGUUUCAUCUCUGUCAGACGAACUUUCGGAAUGCUCUCGCUGAAGCAAGUGACCUUUGGAUGCACGUGUUGCAGAGGGCUCACAGCGUGCGUCAUCAUUAUGCAAACGCCCUGCGCUUUCAGGUGUACGCAAGGCUUCCUCUCUCACCACUGCAUUGCUAGCAAUUUUCCCAACUCCUGUGACGCAAGCGUUUCUUGCGAACUUCAUUUUGAUGCCAAAAUGUAAAAAAAAGUAAUAAUACAAACCUGUUAUUUCUUUUAAUCAUGUACGCUGUUUGAAAUUCUAGAAUUUUCAGUGUUUUGCAGAUUUAGGUUUUACUGGUGUACUGGAGGGAGAGCAGGGGAAACUCCUAUUCUUUGCAAUAACAGCUAGAGUAUUCUUACUUACCAUAAUGAGUAACAACCUAAAAUGUUUCAUUGGAUAGACAGCCUCUCCUGUAGCCCAACUUCCCAUUACUGCACCGGCACACUGCUUUUGUGCUUGGUCCACAGGGAGGACUAUCUGCUGCUGGCCCAGCGUCACCACUUCAACAGACAUGUUAUUUAUGUUGAUAACGCCAACAUCAGUUAUAAUUACAGAUGCCCUCUCCCUCCUGAAGGUGUCCAAUGAAAUGUGAAUUUAAAUAUUUUUUUGUACCAUGAAGCACUUUGGAGUUAUUUUUGAUAUUUGCCUUGUUUUUUUUUUUUGUUUGUUUUCAGUCAGAUCAGCAUGUCAUUAAAGUGCACAGUUCUGUUAUCGAUGCCAGUUAUCACUUGUCUGUUUUCAGCUCAUUAUUACACAUAAUUUCCUUUGUAUCACUCCUGUUAUACACAAGUGUCCUCUGUGUGACUCCUGUUUGGAUUGGACUGUAAUGGGCUUGUCUUACUGAUUUUCUUCUCACUGAUUUCCUUGGGGGUUUGAGUUUGUGUUUGUUGCCGCUUUUUCCUUGUGAUAUCUGCUGUAUCUUUCCCACAGUUCUGUCUCUCCUCAUCCCGUUAUCCCAUUGUAUGCACACUAAGGCUGCCAGGGUGAUAUUGCUUGUCCUCUGUCACCUCUCCUUUUCCUGCAAGGGGACCAGAAUAAUUGUGCUGUUAGACAAUACAUAGGGGUGUAACUCAGACCAGACUAAUUGCUCUAUGCUAUUUAUGGAGGCGCAAUUAACCAACCAGAAUAAUUGCAGUUUCUCACAGAAUUUUGACAGAAACACAAAUUGUACUUUCAACAAUGGAGACGCCCUGCGUGUCAUCCAUGAACAGUACACAGUGACCAGUGACCUCAAUAUUUUUCCGAAUUUUGACCUCCUUCCAGGUCUAUGUGGAGUUAAUGGUUUUAAUACAUAAGAAUAAAUCACACUGAAAAGUGUAACAAUGUCGCUUUUUUCAUUUUAGUGUUUUUUUGUGUCUCUCAAAUCCGCGUAAAUGAAUGUGCUUGUUUUAAACUGCUGUACCUUUUCCAGUCAUACAAAUGAGAACAGUCCAGUGAAGACAUACAGCUUGCUCUGUGGUCAUCUAGAAGAGUAAUCAAAAUGUUUACUGUUGAAUAAUUAUUUACCUGUUUUCUGAAAUCUUACACUCUGUUGAAACAUCUCACUAUGCUUCUAAUGCUGUCCUAAGACCUGCUUGAAUGAAGUUUUUUACAGUCACAGCAAUGCGUGUGAUUAUCACUUACACUGUGCUUUUGUAUCCCUGACUGUAUGAACCAAUUAAAUACAUUGUUCUC